GGGCGGGGCGGCGGCGCUGGCGGGCGGGAGCCGCGUCCCGCGCCCCGCGGCGGCUGAGGGGCGGGCGGCGGGGAAGGGCGGCCAUGGAGGAGCCGCUCUGCUGCUGCGAGUACGUGGACCGCAGGGGCGAGAGGAACCACCUGGCGGCGUGUUGCUGCGACUGCGAGGACCUGGACGAGGGCUGCGAGAGGUGGCUGACGUGCCGGUCGCUGCCGCCGGGAGCUCUGGGGAGAAUCGCCGACACGGUCGCGGACCGGGUGCGGGUCCCCUGGUUCGCAGGGGCCGUGAAGGUCAACGUCAGCCUCGUGCCGCCGCUGGUGCUGCUGCCCGUCUUCCUCCACAUCGCCGCGCUGCACUUCCUGCUGGGGCUGGUCAUCCUGACAUCCCUGCCCGUGCUGGUGCUCUGGUAUUACUACCUCACCCACAGGAGGAAGGAGCGGACUCUCUUCUUCUUGAGCCUGGGGCUCUUCUCCCUGGGCUACAUGUACUACGUGUUUCUGCAGGAGGUGGUUCCCCGCGGCCGCGUGGGGUAUGCCCAAGUGGUCGCUCUCACCUGUGGGGUAAUUCUUAUGCUUGCAGCUCUGUCUCGAGCCAAGAAGGACCCCGGGUACCUCCCCAUCCCAGCAAGCAACGAGAAGGUGUCGCACCAGGGUUUGCCCAACAAGAGUGUUAGAGGGAGCUCCAACGGGCUCCAUGGCGUCACCUCCUCAGGAGCCGCCAGCAGCCGUGCUGUGAAUGGGGAAGCCAAAGGCUAUUCCAGGCUGUCAGCUGAGGAACCAGAAGGUGUGAAGAAGGACUGGUGUGCUAAAUGCCAGCUGGUCAGACCUGCCCGAGCAGGGCACUGCCGGCUCUGUGGCCGGUGCGUAAGGAGACUGGACCAUCACUGUGUCUGGAUUAACAGCUGUGUAGGGGAGCAGAACCAUCAAGCAUUCAUCCUUGCACUCUCCUUCUUCAUGCUCACCUCUGUGUAUGGAAUUACGUUGACCCUGCACACCAUCUGUAGGGGCCGAACUCCGUUUGUGGCAUUGUUCUACUGCCCUGGGGCCUAUUCUGACUACAGGCCAGUGGUGUUGGCUGUCAAAUCUGACCAAAAAGUGCUCCUUAAGAAGCUCUGGAAAGCAGUGAUGCAUUACUGCUUUUGCCAAGGUGUGGAGCCUGAGACUCGGGGAGAGAUCACCCUUUAUUUGGAAGAAGUUGUUGGAGGAGCUGGGAUUUGAAGUCCGUCUAUUUUGUCCUAUAUAGAUACGCCCUUAAAUAUGUUUGCCCCCAGGUGCAGGUAAUGGUCUGAACAGUCUGGAAUCUGUGCUGUCUCUUCCUCUCAUCCCUCACUGUUUAUCAAGGGACUGUCCCACUGAGUUACCCGCUUAGAACAGGCAGCGUUAAUAUCGGGCAGGGAGGGCGGUGAGGAGCAUCAGGCGUGAGUUCAGAGACUAGCGCUACCACUGAUGGGCAGAGUACACCAGCAUGAGUGACUCUGCCCUCGUGAUCUGUUGAGCGUGAACAUCAUUGUGUCCUUGAAUAAGGACCCAGUACUUUUACAACAGAAAGAGUAAAGAGCUAGGUAGUGCAGUAGCAAUGUGCAAGAGUAGCUCUGGUAGUGCUAAAAGCUCUCGUUAAGUAAGCCCUGAAGCUUUAAUUUUGGGAAAGCCUUCAAGGAUUAUCUGAUGAAAGCAGCAAAGUGAGAUCACUGUGGCAGAUGUAGACAGGGAUUUGAAAGGAUAGUGAUUACCAGGGACAGUCAUGCUAAAACAGCUGCUCCAAAACUAAAUGGCUUCCUUCCCAUCUUUUUCCCUGCUGCCAGCUCUGCUCUGUCGUUCACCUGUGUGUGGUACUGUGCCAUUGUAACAGCUGGCAUGGGAUACAUCCUCCUUAUCCAGCUGUUGAACAUCAGCUACAACGUGACUGAGAGGGAAGCUCGGCUGGCUCUGCGGGACAACACUGGGCGCAGGCUCCUGGGUGGGUUAGUGAUAGACACUGGCCAGUAUAACAGGGGUUUCCUAUGCAACUGGGGCCAUUUCUUGAGCCUGGGGUCUUCUCCUCCACAGCGCUCUGCUGAAGACAUCGUGUGACACCUUUUUCUGUCGAUGAUGUUGACUGACUUUCUUUAGCAGGGGAACAGCCCCUUCCACUAGGACUCCCUCCUCCCACACACUUCCUUUGUGGUCGGUGUAUGGGUUGCCUAUCCCAUCACUGACAACAUCAGAGGCUUUCCCAGGCAGAGUGGUUCUUCGUGUGCUGGAAGCCAGCAAUAGGAUGCAGAAAGCAGUAAGCCAUAUGCACAGACCUGGAGAGGAGGAGCCUGCUGCUUUUUCCACUGUCGGAAGCUUUGUGCAGCUCAGCUCGGCAGGAAGAAGAGCACAAGGUUUUGAGAACUUGAGUUUUCAUUAGGUGUGAACCCUGGCAUCAAGAGGAACCCACUGCUGGACUUCAGAGUGAGCACUGGCUCCUGCAGAGGUUAAGGAAUCCUUGGCUCGUACCUGCAUGUGGCAUUUCAGAGAUGUCAGGAGGACAAACAGAUAACAGAUGGACCGCUGCAGAAGCCAGGCUCUUUGGCUAAAAGAGACCGUCUAGGCAGUCGCUGAACAGCUCCCUCCUCUCUGGUGCAUUUUUAAUUUUUAUUUUUUCCUAUCUUCUCUUCCAUCCAGCUAUAUACAUGCUUGUACUAAGUGCCUUUGUGAGCAACAUUUCUGUAGGACUCUGUAAGUUCCCUUCACCUCUUAACCCAUAAAGUUGUUAUUCCAUCCCCAUCUGUCCGGCCGGGUGAGAAGACACUGUCAUCUUCAAUCUCAUCGUUCUUUCUGCAGGCUGGGUCUGUGUUGGUUUGAAGGCUUGGCUCAUCUCCCUCAGAGUGUUUCUGCUCAGAUUAUGGAUUGUGACAGGAGACAGCAGGUAACUAUAGCAAGUAAGGAGGAGACGUGUUGAAGCAACAUGUAACAGCGGAUGCUGAGGGGAAAACAAGAGUGCUGUCUGGUGUUACUGUAGCGUUAUGGAAACUACCUUCCUCUCUCUGGCUAUGGGAGAAGGGAGCCUGUGGGAGAGCAGACAGUUCUGCUAAUAGCAUUUUUGGUAGGUAGCAUCUUGGUCUGUUGUGUUGCUAAUAACGCAGUGAUCCUGUCUCCUCUCAACCCAGUCACUGUGGAGCUGCCUUACUGUAGAUCUGCUUUUUCAAGCUAGGAAGCCAAGGAACAGUUCAGCCUCUGCGUAUGUAGGGAGAGGAUGUGCUGGAGCCAUCUGUUUCUUGUGGCAGAUGACCUGAGCUGGCAGGUGAAUGAAUGUAUUAUGUGUUCUGCAAGGAUGCCACUUGUUCCUCAUCAGCCUGCAACUGUACUAUUGCCUGGGCUUGAGCUUCAGCUGAAAUACCAAGGUUUUGGUGAUGAUGGUUUCUGGUUUGUGUGCGUGGGGUCUUUUUUUUUUUUUUUUUUCCCCUCCUUUUUUUUCCCUUUUUGUUUUAAACCUUUUGUGUAUGUUGUUGGCCCUUCAGUAAUGUGAAAGGUCUAGCUGGAAAAGCCUGGGACCAUGGCACAAGAGUUGGGCCUGAGAUGCAGAAGCAGAUGGAAGAGCCUUGUUGUAGCUACUGAUGUUUUUAGAUGUGUGCGCAGCAUGCGCAGAUCAUAGCUGUGAUGAUCUGAUGCCGCUUGUGUGGCAGGCAGCUGGGGGAUGUUGGCUGAGUGAUGCAAAUGCACUGUGCGCUGCUGUGCAUUAUCUCUGAAGGAUGGUGCCUGGUGCCAAAAGGUGAGAGGGUUGAGGGCGACUCUUGAGAUCGCUGCCGUGACAUCCUGAUUAUGUGUCCCUGUUUAAGGUGAAGAACCUGUCCCUCCUUGCACUGUUUGGUUUCCUCAAGUGGCACUUUCUAUAACCAGCAGAUAAUUGAGGAGCAGCUGUACUUGGAAUGUGGCUGUGCAGAAAGUUACUGAGUGUCCCUUAUCUCCUCUUACCUCUCUUCAUCCAGUGAGCAAUCCUUUAUAUGGAGGCAAAGGGGACACCUCUCUUGCUUCCUGCCUCUAACCAAACACACCAAGAUGUUUCUGGCUGCUUCCCUGGCCCUAGUGUGAAGAAAAAAGACACCCAGGCAGAUUGUGCUAUCUGUUCUUCUAUGACCUGACAGUUUGGAGCUUGGAGCCUGACCCUAGGAGUUUGAAUUCACAGAAAGACGUUGCCUCCACCUGAGUUGUCUGUAAAUGUUUCUAUGGCACAUAGGCGUUCUGUGGUGCUUGCUGAGAUGAACUGGAGCCUGGCAACCCUGGAGAGCAGGAUGCUGUGGGCUAGCAGGUUUGUGAUCUGCUCAGAUCUCAUCCCGCUGGCACUUGGGAAGAUGAAGGCAGAAUGACAUCCUGGGCUAAACGAACCCCUGCAGCGGAGGUAGCCAACCCCUCUGUCCCUGUGAGCUACGUGGGCAGAAAUCCUGCACCCGUGAGCUGGAUAAGCUCUGGGAGUGUUCCCAGGCUUGAGGUAAGUGGUUUCUCAGCAUCCUGCUACCCCUGGCUGGGGGAAGGCAGCGCAGAGCAGAUCGCGGGUCAUUUCCCUGGGAUUGCCUGACCCUGUUGGGCUCAGUCUCCUACGGGCAGAGACUGGUCACUGCUUUGCAGCCUGUCAGCGUAGCCUUAUCCCUUGUCUCUUGGUGAGCUCUGGCAUGGGAGAUGUCAUCUGAACUGCUUAUACGGAGACCCUCGGAGUGGUGGCCUCCCAGGCAGCGUGGGCUUUGGGGCAUAGAUUAGGAACAAAGGGUGCUGGACUAACAUAACCGUUCGCUACCUUGGUCAAGCCCACUCCAGUAUUGUGGGGGUGAAGUGCUAAAGUAAAUUUUCUUUUUGCACUUGCUGCAGAGGGAACUGGAACCAUUCAGGACAUGAGAAGUGUUGUAAGGCUGGGUAUUUUAGGAGGAGGCUGCAGUGCUGAUUCCCCAGCCAACGGGAAGUUCACAGGGCUGUAAACUGCAUAGCAGUGGUGACUUUUUUUCUUUAAGGACAUGGCUCUUGUUUACCAUUCUGGCGUCUUCCCCAGAGGACUUACCUUGUGAAUGCCUUGGGAGAUGGGAAGCAUCAAGUAACAGGAUAUCUAAAAAGCAUCUAAAAGGGUAGAGGAGUUGCGAGCUUCAGAUACAUACUUUGGAGCUUUCCUUUUAAUAGCCCUAAGAAUUAGCAAGAAGCCCUUGAAGGGUAACAGUCCCUUUUGUACUUGUAGCAAGGGCAGACUGUUGUGAUCUCUUGUGCACUAAAGGGACAAUUGCUUUUCCAAGUAUUUUCUUGCCGAGAUUGUUGCUGGCCACACUGGUAGAAAAACGUUAAAACCUGGGCAUCGGGUCAGUCCUUGGGCUCGCUGUGUUAGCAGCUGCCUAGAUCCUUGCUGCCUGGGUGUUGGAGCAGUGGGAGCAGCCUGCCUUUGACAGGUGACUUGUGGUUCAUGUGUUGUGGCCUUAAGGUAAGGACCGGUGCUGGACCAGUGUCUCACCUGUAAAACCAUGUGCAGGUACCUGGCAGUCUAGAAGAUGGUAAACCAGUAAAACAGUACUCUGCUGGCCCUUGGGAAGUUUCUCCCUAAGAGAAGAGGACCUAGAGCUGGUCAGAAGCAGGGAAGGAUUUUGGUAAUAGCUAGCCUUGAGGUUUCUCCGCCCAGACUUGGAAAUUAGCUUAUCCUGCUUUAGCCGUGACCUUUUAAAAGGUAUUUGUUGUUUCACAAUUAGUGUGGACUUCUGCAGGGCAACUCUUAAAGGGCCAGGGUUCUGAUGUUGCUGCUGUUGUAGUGAUAAAGCCCCCCGUGUUCAAAUGCCAGCACCCUACUGUUUGGUAACUGUAAGAACUGUGCACCAUUAGAGACACCCUGUAAACGGUGGCUUGGCACUCUUUAACUGUGUCUUCUGACAUUGUGCUUUUUUUGUAGGCAAGUCACAGGUCCCCACAUCGACUGUUUCUCCAUUUAACUUGUCCUCAAACGACAAAAGUCACUGGUGAGCCUGAGUUGGCGCUGCUUGUGACUCCUAAUCGCGUUUCAGCCGUCAUGCUAUGAUGGUGCUUUUUUUUUUUUUUCUUCAAAGUGUCUUAAUGAAACCAUUUGCUGUAAAAUGUCUCCUGAAGAUAAAAUGGGUACUGCCUCACUGCCUAAUGUCUUAAUAAUGUGCUUGGUUUUUUCCUUCUAUAUGAAUGUAUAUUGCCUCAUUAGGGCAGGAAGUGUGUGUGAUUAUGGAUGUGUUUUCCUGUAUUGCUUUCAGUGAAGAACUCUACAGUUUCCUAGGAUUUUCUUCUGCUAUCAGGAUGUUUGUACAGCAAAAAUCUUCCUGCAGACAGGUGAGGUUCUUUCUGAAAUGUGGGAAGUCAGCCUCCCAAGAUCUUGUCUUUAUGGAACUUCUGUAAUGAUAAUGUGAAGAAUGAUGGGCUCUGGAAGAACUGUCUGCCUUGGAGAAUGGGUAGUUUGGGUUUGGGUUGUGGGUUUUUUUUCCACUCUAAGCUUUAGGAAAAAACUUUGUGAAACAUAUUUGUGAGCUUUGUUGAAAGGACUGGGGGGGGGGUGUGUGCGCGCGCGCAUGUGUCCAUUUUGCAUCAUAUUCAGUGUUUCCAAAUGGAUGCAAUUAUGAAUCAAAAUAAAUUAUUAGAAAUGA
Molecule: messenger RNA, 6592 nt
Organism: Falco peregrinus (peregrine falcon)
Lineage: Eukaryota; Metazoa; Chordata; Aves; Falconiformes; Falconidae
Gene: ZDHHC23
Product: zinc finger DHHC-type palmitoyltransferase 23
Exons: 4
Coding region: 84-1217 (377 amino acids)
Biological process (GO): peptidyl-L-cysteine S-palmitoylation; protein targeting to membrane
Cellular component (GO): endoplasmic reticulum; Golgi apparatus
Molecular function (GO): protein-cysteine S-palmitoyltransferase activity
Source: RefSeq, a predicted model, not a curated record